UGAUACAUUACUUUUUCCAGCCAUCUUUGUUAUUGUUAGCCGGUUCAUUGUUGAGAAUCGACGUCGUGUAGCUGUGUAAUGAGAAUGGUAGCAACUAAACCCACAACAAUGAGUUUCUCACCUUAUGCAGAUAAUGGAGGAACUACAGUAGCCAUUGCUGGUGAUGAUUUUGUGAUGGUAGCAAGUGACACACGUUUACCAAGAGGAUUCAAUAUUUAUACUCGGGAUCAGAGGAAAGUUUUUGGCUUAACAACAAAAACCAUGUUAGCUUCAACUGGUUGCUGGGCUGAUGUACUAACCCUUAAUAAAGUCUUACAGGCCAGGCUUACGAUGUAUUCCCAUGAGCACCAUGAUGUAAUGUCAACAACAGCUAUUGCUCAACUACUGUCAACAAUGCUUUAUUGGAAGAGAUUCUUUCCAUACUAUGUUUCUAACAUCUUAGCUGGCCUGGAUGAAGAAGGUAAGGGUGUUGUAUAUCACUAUGACCCUGUAGGUCACAUGGAGAAGCUCACAUUCAGUGCUGCUGGAGCAUCAGUCGCACAGAUCCAGCCCCUAUUGGACAACCAGAUUGAAGCUAAGAACAUAAAGGAUGGAAAACCACCAAAGAUGACCAAGGAACUUGCACACCAGUUAAUUCACGAUUCAUUUGUCUCUGCUGCUGAACGAGACAUCAAUACUGGUGAUGGCGUUAUCAUAUACACUAUUACCAAGGAUGGAACAACAGAAGAAACUGUUAAACUUCGAAGAGAUUAGGAAUUUCCUAAUCCUUUUGCUAUUAUGUUUGUUCAGCCUUCUCUAAUAAUACAAUUUCUAAUGUAACUGCUUCAUUAAUGUGAUUACCAGGUUUUCAGUAAUAAAUUUGUAGUUUUAA
This is a messenger RNA of Macrobrachium nipponense, 871 nucleotides long. Its product is annotated as proteasome subunit beta type-1-like. NCBI's taxonomy places the organism in Eukaryota, Metazoa, Arthropoda, Malacostraca, Decapoda, Palaemonidae. The coding region runs from base 79 to 753 and encodes 224 amino acids. Gene Ontology annotation, cellular component: proteasome core complex. The record is from RefSeq and is a predicted model, not a curated record. The transcript is spliced from 5 exons.